GCUGGAUUUGUGUUCCUUGCAGUGAUUUCAUCAAUUCUUGUCGUUCUAUUUGGGAAAGUCCGUGAGCCCAGGCCUGUUUCAUGGUCUUCUAAGUUUCAUGCGACGUGGCCAUAAAACUAUCGAAGUUCAUGAUUACUCGCAAAAAAUCCGGACAAAGCCUUUACUGUCUAUUGUCUAAAUCUCUUUGAUUCUGUGAUCAUCCCAGUUCUUGUUAGAUACGCGUUUUCCAAGCAAGAUGACCAAUCAAGGGGUCAAGUUGCAAAACCUGACAAGGAUGUCAGGAUUGAUCUCUGAUCUGUAUGACACGGGCAAAUACACUGAUAUGACAGUCAAGUGUCAAGGGAAGGAAUGGAAGGUUCAUAGAGCAAUCGUUUGUUCUCAAUCAAAGCCGCUUGCUGCUGCUAUGGAUGGGAAAUUCAAGGAAGCAAGCUCUGGGGUAAUCGAUCUCGGUGCAGAAGAGCCAGAGAUUGUGGAGCUCUUUCUCAAAUUUCUCUACACGGCGAAUUAUUCGGACGGCAGGCAUUCAACGUCGGAUAGCCUCAGCCGUUCUAUGUUUGAAUUCGAUUCUACCGUUAUCUCUGGUACUACUUCCACCACCCCGACUGGUUCACCUAACGCAACCCCAAUAUUCUGUCGCUCAAAUAAUGGCUCAAAUGGCACACUGUUGUCCAAUCCGUCGCAGUCAAAUGCAAACCCUCGUGGAGAAGCGGUAGCAACACCUGCAGCAACCCUUUUAUACCAACCAAAAGCCCUCGUAACCAAUGCCAAAGUGUACAUCCUAGCCGAACAAUACGAUGUUCAACUGCUAAAACAUAUUGCACUAAACAAAUACGGCAAGAUUUUACCGCACACUUGGAAUAGUAUCUCGUUCGUUGAAAGUCUGCGGCUUAUAUACGAUGGAACUCCCGAUGGUACAGAGAUGGAUAUGUUGCGAAAAGCGGCUACGCAGGUUGCGGGUGAGCAUGCUAAAGAAUUGAUGCGCAGAGAAGAAUUCCGUGCUCUUUGCAAGGAGCGGGGCGACAUUGCUUCUGAUGUGAUGGAGGCUACCUGGGCCCCGAAACAAGAGCCGCAACAACCGCCGAGUGCUUCUAGCGGCCGGUUUAACUUGCAUAACUUCCAUUUGCCAAAGUGCAAUGCCAAUGCUGAGCAUAAGGUUGAAUUUGUGCCGAUGGGAUUUACCAUCACUUCUCAUUACAGGUGUGCAACCUGCCAUUCUUUCAUUAUCUAAAGAUGGUGAAGGGAGCCUGUUAAGGGUCUUUCUUCCUGA
Messenger RNA from Amorphotheca resinae ATCC 22711, 1267 nucleotides. RefSeq lists its product as hypothetical. NCBI's taxonomy places the organism in Eukaryota, Fungi, Ascomycota, Leotiomycetes, Helotiales, Amorphothecaceae. Gene Ontology annotation, molecular function: protein binding. Bases 236 to 1228 code for a protein of 330 amino acids. The transcript is spliced from 4 exons. The record is from RefSeq and is a predicted model, not a curated record.